UAUUAAAAAAACAUAUCUUUUUGCUAUAUGGAAUUCUAGAAUUUUAGUUUUAGUAACGGUUAUUUUCAAUCCCUGGUUCUAAGCGAUUUUUCAAAUUAUCCGAUAAAAAAGCCAGACUAUCAUCACUUUUGAUUUAAUCGAUAAAUGUAAAUAAAAACCGGCGAAUUCUUAGUUGUUGGUGAUUUCUUCAAUAAAUUAAAUAAAAACAAAUAAAUAUUUAAUAAAAUGGCGCUGGUUGACUAUGGUGGGAGCAGCUCCUCCGCCUCUGAAAAUGAAGAUUCCCCUGAAAUCAAUGAGACUCCAACAUUGAGCAGCCUCAAAAGACCGGCCCUGCCCACAGCUGCCGCCCUGCUGGGCCCCAAGAAACCCAAGCCCGAGGAGUUCGUCGAGGAUGUGGUCGAUGAUCCCGCUCUGCAUGGCGGUCGCAUCCGUAGCUUCAAGCACGAGCGGGGAAACUGGGCCACCUAUGUGUAUGUGCCGGCAGCAGCCUGUGCCGAUCAGCUGGAGGAGUUCCAGGCCGAAGCCAUUGCCCACUUGAAGCCCCACGUGGAACUGCAGGCUAAUGAUUCACUGCAUCUCAGCCUGAGUCGAACGGUGGUGCUUCAGUACCAUCAGAUCGAUGAGUUCUCACGAUCUCUGCAAACAGCUCUCAACAGCUCCGUGGGAUUCACCGCCACCUUGCAAGGCCUGCGUAUCUACACAAAUGAGGAGCGAACCAGGACCUUCAUUGCCGCCCCCUUGGACCCUGCUUUUGUGGAGAAGAUGACUGCCAUCCUGCAGCCCAUCGACCAGGUGAUGCUCGACUACCGCUUGCAGCAGUUCUACAAUCCUGCCUCCUUCCAUGUCAGCCUGCUUUGGUGCCUGGGCGAUCAAGAGGCAGUGCUAAACGAGAAACUAAAAGAGCUGCAGGAGCUCCUCGAAGAUCAGGACACUCUGCCAAUGGCUGUCAACGAGGUGCACUUAAAAUGCGGCAACAAGGACUUUACUUACAGGCUAAAAUAGGCAGUGGAUGUGGGAUAAUAUUGUUCGAAUUUAAUAUGAUUCAGGAUUAUUUUUAAAUCAAAGGUUACAUUUAUACUCUUUGCAUGCUGUUCCUAUUUUUAAGGUUUAAAAACGUGUCUUUACUUGAGAAUGUAACCCCAUUUAUUCAUAUUUUUCUAUAAAGGAAAGGAGUACGCCAAAUAUAUUUGAAAAAAGUUAUAUUGUUAA
Drosophila biarmipes is the source of this 1209-nucleotide messenger RNA. RefSeq names its product U6 snRNA phosphodiesterase 1. The record is from RefSeq and is a predicted model, not a curated record. Gene Ontology annotation, cellular component: nucleus. The transcript is spliced from 3 exons. Gene Ontology annotation, molecular function: 3'-5'-RNA exonuclease activity. Gene Ontology annotation, biological process: U6 snRNA 3'-end processing. Bases 226 to 1002 code for a protein of 258 amino acids. NCBI's taxonomy places the organism in Eukaryota, Metazoa, Arthropoda, Insecta, Diptera, Drosophilidae.